This is a messenger RNA of Lonchura striata (white-rumped munia), 5023 nucleotides long. It is a transcript of the gene TESK2, whose product is annotated as testis associated actin remodelling kinase 2. Gene Ontology annotation, molecular function: protein serine/threonine kinase activity; ATP binding. Gene Ontology annotation, cellular component: cytoplasm; nucleus. The record is from RefSeq and is a predicted model, not a curated record. Gene Ontology annotation, biological process: protein phosphorylation; actin cytoskeleton organization. Lineage: Eukaryota; Metazoa; Chordata; Aves; Passeriformes; Estrildidae.
AUCAGAGUUCUAGCAUAUUUUAUUGUCUGCAAAAUCAACAGACUUACAGUUCCAUGGACUUAAUUAGGCAGUGGAAUUUGCAACCUAAGAUAAGAUUUUUUAAUGAGAAACUCUGACAUGCCCUGUGGACUAGUCAUAAACCUUUCCAUUUAGUCAUCAUGCUUGGAAAUAAUUGUUGCAUGCCAAUAAAAAUGUCAUUUUCUGAUUCUUGCAGUGUUCAGCUGUAGACAUGGCUGAGUAAUUCCAUUGUCCAUUUUGGUUUGUGUAAAACCUUCAUGCAGAACGAGUAGUUUAAACAGAAGGCAAAGGUGUGUUCCCUAUACCUGGUGGCAAGUGUGUGCUGUCCUGUGUUUUUUGCUUUGAUUUGUUUUGUGGUUUUUCAUUAGGAUGAACAGCUGGCAGCUGGGACCAAGCGCAAAUUAGGGCCUACAGAGUAAUCCUUGCUUCAGUUCUUUGUAUUUUUGUGGAUGGACCGAGUUAGUUCACAAGAGCUGCUCUGGUGGCACAGGCCUCCCGUAACUUAGUUAUACCCUCUAAUUCCAGAUAUUUGCUUUUGCCAUUGUACUCCUUUAUGCAAAUGGUUUCACAGACUCAUGAAAAAAAAAAAGCAGGGUUGAAGGAGGGUUCUGUUGCUUCUGUGUCUGCUGCAGAAAAGAAUGAAGCUUGUGGUUCACUUGCAUCAUAGGUUCCCUUUCUGUAUUUUUCCUGUAGCAGACAACCGUGCAUUUGCACAAUGGCAGAGCUCUUUACUGUGUCCUUGCAGUGUGGGAUCCUGCAAACUGGCACAAAAAUAAGAGCUCUUCUAGGAUCCAAGCAGAGUACAGAAGACAGCAAAUUACCUAAGAUGUGAGAAGUCCUCCUGUAGUGAAAUAAAAUCUUGUUUUCAAAAUGGACCGAAGUAAGCGGAAUUCAAUAGCAGGAUUUCCACCACGCUUGGAGCGCGCUGAAGACUUUGAUGGUAGCACUGGAGAAGGGACUGGUUCCCAGCUAGGAAGAGUUUGUACCUCUUCAUACAGAGCCCUGAUAAGUGCCUUUUCCAGACUUACUCGUCUUGAUGAUUUCACAUGUGAGAAAAUUGGCUCUGGUUUCUUCUCUGAGGUGUUCAAGGUAAGGCACAGAACUUCAGACCAAGUAAUGGCUUUGAAGAUGAACACACUGAACAGCAACAGAGCAAACAUGCUGAAAGAGGUUCAGCUUAUGAAUAGACUCUCACAUCCAAACAUCUUAAGGUUUAUGGGUGUCUGUGUGCAUAAAGGACAGCUGCACGCUCUUACAGAGUACAUCAAUUGUGGUAACCUGGAACAGCUACUAGAUGGCAACCAGCAUCUACCCUGGACAGUGAGGGUGAAACUGGCAUAUGACAUUGCUAUGGGAAUAAGUUAUCUUCACUAUAAAGGCAUUUUCCACCGAGACCUUACAUCCAAGAACUGCUUAAUCAAACAUGAUGAGAAUGGAUACUCAGCAAUAGUUGGAGACUUUGGUUUAGCAGAGAAAAUUCCUGAUCACAGUGAGAAGUUACCAGUUGUGGGUUCACCCUUCUGGAUGGCACCAGAAGUUCUUAGAGAUGAGCCCUACAAUGAAAAGGCAGAUGUGUUCUCCUAUGGCAUAAUUCUGUGUGAGAUUAUAGCAAGAAUACAGGCAGACCCAGACUAUCUCCCUCGCACAGAGAAUUUUGGAUUAGAUUAUGAUUCCUUUCAGCACAUGGUGGGAGACUGUCCUCCUGACUUCCUCCAGCUGGCCUUCAACUGCUGUAAUAUGGAUCCAAAGUUGCGUCCUUCAUUUGCUGAUAUUGUCAAAACACUGGAGGAAAUGUUAAACCGCCUGAGAAAUGAAGACUCAGAGAGAGACAGAAAGUUCUUGAACCUUGACAACAAUGAAAGAAAAUCAAAAGGAUCAAUUGACAAAGGACCAGGAGUAAAACGUUUGAGUUCCUUGGAUGAUAAGAUCCCACCCAAGUCACCCCGUCCGCGGCGGAAUAUCUGGUUGUCACGCAGCCAGUCGGAUAUCUUCUCUCGGAAACCUUCCAGGAAGAUAAAUGUGCAGGACCCCUACUACACUCCAAGCAAAGGGUUAGGCCGCAAAGUCAAUCCCUUCAGUGCCCGGGAGGACCUCAAGGGAGGAAAGAUCAAAUUCUUUGACAUGCCAAGCAAGUCUGUGAUUUCCCUCGUGUUUGACUUGCAUUCUCCAGAGGCAGGUGGAGGCCUGAAAGCCAGCCAGUCCCAGUUCCGGCAGGCAUAUAGCACAGACUGGCAAGACCUUUCCCUUCUUCCUGGGAGGAGAUGCAGAUCACUUCCACUCUCUCCUGAAUUACCACACAAGGAAUAUGGCCUGUUUGGGGGACUGUCUUCAACUGUUGGUAGGUGUGACCCAGCCCAGUUAGGUGCAGAGGUUCGGCAAAAACUCUUGAGUAGCACUAAAUAUGGUGUGUCAGAGAUUCCCCCCUUUCACGCCAAGCCUCAGAGACCAGAGUUUCUUCUUGCACCAGGACAAGAAGAGGAUAUGGACUGUUCAGAUGGCCCAGUGGCCCAGGAGGAAAAUGGGUUCUGCCCUGUUGAGAACACAUGUGGAGAUCCAGUAUGUGAUCAACCAUUAGUGCUGGCCCAGUCUGGGCCGCUGUCUUACAAAAAGCUCCCAGUUGAGAAUUCAGUGAACUCUGAGGGACGUGGCUCCCCACAAGUGUUUGCAGCUUAUCUCCCUUCUGAAGAGAUGGAGGUAGAAGAUGAUCUGCUGAACAUUACUCUGUUAGAGUCUACAAAGCCUCUGUUCAGUGUUAGUUCUCCCACUGAGUUGAAGAGAGAGGCAUGGCCCUUCAGGGAGCAGGAUGGGGACAGUCCUGCCCUGUUAUCUCAGACCUCCUCCAACAUCUCAGCAAGUGGCAGCACAAAGUCAGCUUGUGACAUAUGAAGAGAGAGCUCAAACUGAAUGUGUCCUUGAGUUGUUCACAGUUGCUUAAACUAAGCUUUUCUGGAGUGCUGGGCUUCAGAUUUGAAAGAAACUCAACAGAUGGUGGAAACUGGCUGUAGGACAGAUAGCUACAUACAGUGUCUGAAGAGACUGAUUGUUUUAUAAAACUUUAUUUCAAAUUGUGCUUAUUCCCUUUCCUGAUUUGCAUUAGGAGGGGGAACUACUCCAGCCAGAAUGGCCAUGUAUGUCCCACAGUCCUUUCAGGAGGCAGUAGUCAGAGCAGGCACCAUGUAAACAGGUUGGCCUGGAUUUCCAGUGUAGGGCAUUUUAAGGUCUUAAGCUCCAUGAAGAAUAGAAAGAAUGACCCUUAGAUUUUUCCCUCUUCGUCUAACUGAACAUCUGCUCUAAGCCACUGUAGAUUUUUCAUUAACAUUCUGUAAGUGCACCUGAGUCUGAGCCUCUGUUUCAGAAACAGGCACAGAAGUCUUUCUGAGCUAUGUUGAGCAGAUAGGAACGCUCUCUAGUCCCAGAGCUGCUUUGCAUGCUGUUGUAGCAUUAAACAAGCUCUUCUGUCAAAAGCAGCAAAAACAAAACCCCUCAUGCUGGUCACAAUCUGCAGGCUGAGUCACAUGACAAGUACAUUGUGAUUAACAAGAAGAAUCUGUUCCCUGCUGUUUCAUUUUCCCUUGGGAUUUAGUAAUGAUGUUUAAUACAUUUGUGCAGGGAAGCUCACUUCCUUGUACAUCUCUUUAUGUACCUCAGUCCAGAUGUAGAGGAAGAUUUGCCUAGGGCACAGAGAAGCAUAUUCCAGCAUUGCCAUUUCUGGGCUUCUGAGAAACUGCUCCUGAAAGUACCAGCUGUACUGGGCUUUUGCAGAGGUUGGGUCCUUAUCUCUGAAGAGCUGAGUGAACAAUAGUUAAAUACAGUAGCUACAUCACAAUUGACUAUUAUAACUAAGCUAGAAGGGUCAUAUUCACCUCCCCCUCUGGUACAACAUCCCAUCUCACUGAUUUCACUGCAGUAAUGAUGGCUCCUCACUAGCUUGCUUGACAGAGGACAGGAAUCUCCUGCUCAGAGGAAGUUGCCAUCAGUGUUGUAGCCCCGCAAGUGCUCUUGGAGAGCACAACUCACAGGAGGGCUUUGAAUUGCCAAACUGAAGAAAAUUAGCUUGUCUUAAAUUGACUUUUUGUUUCAUCUACAGAAAGAAGCUGCUCUCUUUAUUGGUUUCUCCUGUCACUGAAUAGGAUAAUAUUUUUAUUAAUGUUUUUAUUUCCCUCCACCAGCAGGUACCUGUGAAAAACCCAACAUGAGCUUUAAUGCUUCUUGCUGGAACCAUCAUCAGCAAUCCCUGCUCUGGGAUGCAAUGUGUGGGAAAGCUUGUUCUGUGACAUUUGUGCAACAUCCUGCCUUUUUCCACUAUCAUCCCAAAGACCAUGGGAUUUUUAUUUUAUGGGGUUUUUUAAAUCUAUAUCCUCAUUCCUAAAUGAGGGAAACAUUGCACACCUGCUGAGCAGAUGGUGAUGCAGCAGAGUCCAGAUUUUUAGUCGGUAGCCUGUUACACUCUUCCUGCUCUCUUGUAAGGUUGGAUACUGUAGGCUUGUUUCUGAUGGAAGCCAGACUAUUUCUACUCUUCUCCCAUCUCAAAGAAAGGAUGGAGAAAACCUUUCUUGGCUGGGAUGUGUAUCUUUCCUGAGGUGUAGGUAGCUGUUCUUUGAGGUACAGCUAUGACUUCCUCUAGUGAAGUGUGUGUUAACCUGAGCAGUUCUCCCUUUGCAGUGGCUGUUAUGAAUGAAAGGAAAAGCCCAGUGUUGCUGAGUUAUUUAAUAGUCCAUACCGGAUUAGGCAACUGUUGGCAGCUUGAAAGAGAAAAUGCCUGUGGCUCACUAAGAUCACCCCUUUUGGCCCACACCUCUCUGCCUCUUGAAGGUACUGAUCUGCAGAGUAGUUUGUCUUCUCUAUUGUCUGCAGAGUGCAGAGCAGCUUGUAUGGCUGCCAUUGCGUGUGUCUAACUUCGAGGACAGAGAAACACUAUUGAACUCAGUUGCCUGCCUGGUGCCUGCUUGCCUUUUUUUUUUUUUUUUUUUUUUUUUUUUUUUUUUUUUUUUUUUUUUUUUUUUUU